Molecule: messenger RNA, 3564 nt
Organism: Seriola aureovittata
Lineage: Eukaryota; Metazoa; Chordata; Actinopteri; Carangiformes; Carangidae
Product: ras-GEF domain-containing family member 1C-like
Exons: 14
Coding region: 392-1858 (488 amino acids)
Biological process (GO): Ras protein signal transduction; positive regulation of GTPase activity
Cellular component (GO): plasma membrane
Molecular function (GO): guanyl-nucleotide exchange factor activity
Source: RefSeq, a predicted model, not a curated record
UCUGGGCUGAUCACUUGCUGCGAGGACGUGUGGAUGUGCUGUGAGGUCCGCCGAGUCUCCGUGGCGCAGGACAGGAGGACGGUCGCCACGCCUUCAGGGACGCACUUCUUUCACGGCGUCAGCUCUCCAUCCGUGUCGGCUGUCCACCGGUGGACACCUGUCCAGAGCCAGGACGUCUACACAAGCUGCUAUCAACAGACAUUUUCUCCACUUAACAUCCAUCAGGCUUGAGCCUCUGGAGUCCCGCGCUACUUCUCCCACUGAUGCCAGUUGAACAGGCUGUUGUGUAAACGCUAAUUAAUUUGGGAAUAUCUGGAGCGGCAGUUUUAUUGAUUUGACAUCGGAUACAAGUCGGAUCAAAGAUGGGGAUCAAAGUGUAGUGCUGACAGGAAUGCCCCAGACUGUGUGCUCAGGCACCAUGUUCACCACUCCCAGUGGCUUCAGCCCUCAUCUGGCCUGUGCUGAGCCUGGGGAGGAGGAGGAGGCCCCACAGGAGGGCCCGGGGCCCGGGGCUUGCCUGGCUGAUGGGCCCCCGAUCACCUCUGCCUCCCUGGACACUCUUAUUCAGAAUCUGGUGCCCACUGCAGAUUACUACCCCGAGAAAGCCUAUGUGUUUACCUUCUUGCUGAGUGCUCGUCUGUUCAUCCCUCCUCCGGAGCUGCUGGCCAGGGUGUGUGAGCUGUGCAUCAAACAGCAGCAGCUGGAUCAGAGCCCACUCGAUACGGCCAAAGUGCGCAAGUUUGGUCCCAAGAUCCUGCAGCUGCUGACAGAAUGGACAGAGACGUUCCCGUCCGACUUCAGGGAUGAGAAGAUGGUCGGAUACCUUAAAGACAUCAUCCACAGGAUAGCUCCAUGUGAUGAGGCAUACUGGAAAACCCUGAACCAAGUGCUGCAGAAGCUGAGCCAGAGGCUGGCCCUGAUGAGCCAGGGGGAAGAGAGUAUCGUCAAGGUCUCCCUCAAUGCCUCCUCCAUCUCUGACAAGCUGGUGGCCUUCAAGACCAAGCCUCCGCCCAUCCAGAAGGACAUGCUCUCCAUCUGCAGCGACCCGUACACACUGGCACAGCAGCUCACCCACGUGGAGCUGGAACAUUUGAGUCACAUUGGACCAGAGGAGUUUGUCCAAGCCUUUGUUCAGAAAGACCCGCUGGAUGGAACACAGCAGCCAUGCUUCAGUGACCAGAAGAAGAAAACCUCCAACCUGGAGGCUUAUGUCAGAUGGUUCAACAGACUGUGUUACCUGGUAGCUACUGAGAUCUGCAUGCCGGCGAAGAAAAAGCAAAGAGCCCAGGUGAUUGAGUUCUUCAUUGAUGUUGCCAGGGAGUGUUUCAACAUCGGAAACUUCAACUCCCUCAUGGCCAUCAUCUCUGGUAUGAACAUGAGUCCUGUGUCUCGGCUGAAGAAGACUUGGGGCAAAGCCAAGACUGCCAAGUUCUUCAUUCUGGAGCAUCAAAUGGAUCCUACGGGAAAUUUUUACAACUACAGGACCGCCCUGAGGGGGGCCGCCCAUCGCUCUCAGACUGCCAACAGCAACAGAGAAAGGAUUGUAAUUCCCUUCUUCAGUCUGCUGAUCAAAGACAUUUAUUUCCUGAAUGAAGGAUGUGCCAAUCGGCUGCCCAAUGGCCACGUCAACUUUGAGAAAUUCAUGGAGCUGGCACGACAGGUCGGGGAGUUCAUGACAUGGAAACAGGUGGAGUGUCCAUUUGAGGAGGAUCGGGCCAUCCUGCACUACCUCCACACUGCUCCAAUCUUCAGCGAGGAUGGACUCUACCUUGCAUCCUAUGAGAGCGAGAGUCCAGAGAACCAGGUAGAGAAGGACAGAUGGAAAGCACUCAGGUCCAACGUUCUGGGAAAGACAUGAGGCACUGACGGCAGCUAACCCUCCCACCAGCGAGGGAGCAUGUGAUCUCACUGCACUAAAACGAACUGUGAAGGAACCUAGCUGGUACUUAGGUGUUUUUCUAUGAAGAAAUUAUGAGAAAAAAAAAAAGAAACACGAUGAACAGGAUUCAUCAAGAAGAGUGUGAAAACAAAAAAAACAAAACAGAAAUCAACGCAUCAAAAAAGUGAAUUGAAAAUGUUAAGCUAAGAAAACUGGAGCAAAAAGCCUUUGCAGCAUAUCAGUGAAGAGGUACAGUAUGUCGGAGAGGGAUACAGCUUCUCCUUCCCCCGUCCCCUCGAUGUGUGUUUACUCUGUGAAGAUAUGUUUACUACUAUAGAGAGUACAGUUACAGGGACAACCACUUUAUAAAAUGAAAUUCCUACUGAUGCUAUAGUUGUUUUUGUAUUUGCUCCUCUCCCUGUUCCUCUCUCUUUCUCUUCCCCUUUGGUCCAAAGCCUUGUCUAGAUAUUUAAUUUAACUUUUUUCCUUUACUUGUAAUGUACUGUAAUGAAACUUACAAUGACGUGAAGGGCGCUGGCUAGCCCACAUCAGCUGUCAAAUUUUAUAGGCCUACUGAAGGAAGGGAACCGCGUGUAUAUCUGGGACAACAGAAGAUGACAUGCCUUGAGCAUUUUACCAGUUCAUCUCAUGUGUACUUUUUAUGUGUGGGAGUGUGUGUAUGUUCAUGCAUCCACGUCUGUUCAGAUUGUCACUGUCUUGUUUUGCAUGAGAAUGACUGGAGAAACCUGUGUUAUUGGUCAUGUCUUCUUGACAUUUUAUUUAUUCUUUUAUCUUAAUUUGGGAAAGUGUUGGGGCGAGGAAUAUGAACUGUUUAAAAAGUGUUUACUCCUUUUAAAUGUAUUGUGCCAUUAAUGCAAGAAAACGACAGUAUAGCUCAAAGGUCACAGCAGGAGCCAGGCCAGGUGUAGAUUGUGUACAGGUGACAUUUACCCCUCAUCUUUCUGCUCUUCAGGAAGUUUUCUCUGACUGACAUUCAGUUGUCUGAUAUAUUUAUGGAGAUUUCUGUGCUGACAGAUGUAUAGUUUUUAUUGUAACUUUCCUUUCUUGAAAAUGAAGUACAAUGGCAUGCUAUGACGGGUGUUUUUAAAGGGGCAUUAAGCGUAUCCACCUUGUAAAGAUUACUACAGCAACACAGACUUUGUAGUGAUGAUGUAUUGUUGCAUUCAAUGGAAGGACAAUGAUGAAUUGGAGACUUUUGUCUGUCUAAAGAAGUAAAGAGGGAAACUUGUGCCAUAUGAAUCACUGGUUGUCAUGCUAAUUCAGGUUCCUCUGACUUGAAAUGUGUUGUUUAUCGUUUUGUGGGAUUGUCACUGAGCUUUGUUUUUGGCAGUUUCGUUGUGAUUCGGGAGCCAUUUUUGAGGGUGGGGGGUGGGAGGAAGGAAGGGUGUAGGAAAGGGAUGGGGAACUAUGUAAUUAUAAGCUUUUUAAAAAAGUCUUAUUCAGUUUGCUAUAAUUGAUUGAUGUCAGUGUUUCCUCUUAAGAAGCACCUUUCCCUCUUAAUAACAGACUGACUUUAAUUCUCCCUCCUCAUUUGUCAUCAAUAAACUUGCUUUUCUUGUAACACAUUCCCCAGACAAGUUAAGACUGUAGAGAGCCAGAGAUGUGAUGUCAAACCUGCCAUUCAAGGUGACGACAUGUUUUAAUAAAACAUUGCCUGUGUUGAA